Messenger RNA from Aquila chrysaetos chrysaetos, 8771 nucleotides. It is a transcript of the gene CNGA2, whose product is annotated as cyclic nucleotide gated channel subunit alpha 2. The record is from RefSeq and is a predicted model, not a curated record. The coding region runs from base 4806 to 6839 and encodes 677 amino acids. Gene Ontology annotation, molecular function: protein-containing complex binding; intracellularly cGMP-activated cation channel activity; voltage-gated potassium channel activity. NCBI's taxonomy places the organism in Eukaryota, Metazoa, Chordata, Aves, Accipitriformes, Accipitridae. Gene Ontology annotation, biological process: potassium ion transport; monoatomic cation transmembrane transport. Gene Ontology annotation, cellular component: plasma membrane; intracellular cyclic nucleotide activated cation channel complex. The transcript has 7 exons.
GCCCAACACGUGUAGUCCCAGGGCUGGGCUGCGGCCGCAAAUGCUCUGUGUGUACUAGCAGCCACCUUGUAUGUUUGAUGGGGUCAGUGCUUGUGUGGGACAGUGCUGCUGCGAAGAGCCCAGGUCUCAUAAGAAAUUGGUGCCUGACAUAGGAGGUGUCUGUCCUGUGCAAAGCAAUGGGAGACCCACUGGCCCUUGGACUGUCUGCCGGAGGAGAUGCAAAACCAAGGUGUUGGGUGUUUGCGGACACGGGGUCCUGUUACAGUCUUAGACUGGUGGGCCCAGUCCCCUGACCAUGUCCCAGCUUGGAUAACUCAAUUCUGACCCCAUAAAAGUCCUCAGCCAACUGCUGUGGUCUGUUCCUCAUCUUCCACCCCAAAAACUUGUGUAGAGUGGUUGAGUGUUUUUUAAACUGCUGGUGGGUUUUCUUUUCUUCCUUGUGCAACUGCUCUUUGAUGGAGGUAGUACUGCCGGUUCUCCUGUGCCAUAGCCCCUGCUCUAGGAGGUAUGGAGCCAGAGGACCCAGGAGCUCCCAUCCCUGCAGCUGCUGCUGUGCCACCAUCUCCUCGGCUCCCAUCCUGCUGGAGGCAUUUCAGCAGUGGGUUUGCAAAUGUUCAGAUCCAAAGUGAUUGUAAGAGCGUUGCUGAGGUCUGGACUUAUCCAAGAGCUUGGCUCUUUCCCAGAGAGAUUUAAAUGGGAAACCUCCUCAUGGUGACUCUCUGGAUUAUAAGACCUCGUACCAACAGUGGUAGCACCAGACAGGCCAUGGAAGAUUGCCCAUUUGGGCAGCAGUAGGUAUUUGUUAGAUUGCCAAUGCCAGAGGGUAGGAUUGCUCCCAGGUCUGCUGCCAAGCUGUAACUUCAGCAAUGGUGCAAGAACACAGGUGAGGGGAAUUCUUGGCCCAGGCCCAGAAGCUCUUUAGCUAAAAGCAAGCCCAGUUCAACAGCUUUGCUGUUUCUUUCCUUCUGUGGAGUUUAGUAACACUUGGAUCUGAGGUGACUUUGAGAUACUUUUGGUGGUUCAUCCAGCACAUCUGCUGGAGUUGUGCUUGCAGGCUCAGGGGGCAAUGUUUUGGCAUGGCUUAACAGGACCUCUGUGUUCCACCUAUAAGUAAUUGUAGCUGGAUCUGCAGGUCAUCCAGGUGUCCCAAUAGCUUAUUUACAGACAUCGAUGCUUGGGUGUUUUCUGCCUGCAACUGCAUCUAGCAUCCGUGACUGUAAAUCUGGCAGCUGGACAUUGACUAAUAAAUAACUGUCCCACAAGUAAUUGCAGGUCUGAACCUGUGCCUGAUAGCUGAGCUGAGGAGAGUACUGAGAUUUAUUGCAGAUGAGAGCCAGGAUGGUGUGGUGGGCUUGGCAUGCUAUGCCGUGCUGUGGCAGCGUGUACGUAAGGGAUGGGAGCACUGGUGCAGGGGUGGUUCCUGUGGCUUGUGGCUCAGGGAUGUGGUCAAGGUUACCAGGGGACCUUACACAACAGGCCUGUAUAGGGAGGCUCCUGCUGUGUGACUCGUGCCAGGAAAGUAAGUAAAUCGUUUGGCUGGUUUCUCUUCUCUGACAGGUGCAAACAUGUUUUGGAGAAAGCUUAUGGUUGGCUUUUUUUUAAGCUUUAUUUUAGGGUGAGAAGGGCUGACCAUUUGGGGGACACACCACCUUCCAUGUGCGGAUUGAAGGUGUUUGGAGGAGAGGUGAUCAGACUGUAUGUGUUCUCAAAGGCUAAUUAUUGGCAGGUUGUAGGGGAUGCAAUAUGACUUUUACGUGAGGCAUAAAUCCUAGUGUAAAUCUGGAAACGAUGACCCGUAAAAUGCAUAUUUUAAUAAACUCCGUGUGUUCUGGAUGUGUUCUUCUGCCAACCGUGGAGUCUGAUCCUAGUAUCCCAGUGGAUGGGAACAAGUAAGAUUUAUUCCUUCGGCAGCAGGACCCUGACCUGGUGCUGGAUGUCUCAGCCACACAUGCUUAUUUAAUCGGAGGCUGGCUUACUGACAUCUCUAGAGCUACAGGCCGUUUGGCCUGCUGGUGUAAAACACGCAGGCCAGCCACCCUGGCUGGGGGUGAUCUGGAGGAGGAGGGUUUCUGGUUAAUGCCAUUCCUGUUGGGGUGUGAUGCUUUUAUUUAUUUCCUUUCUCUCUUCCCUGCUUCCUCCUCCUGGCUCUUCUUUGUCCCAGGGCAGCACAUGUGGUAGGGCUGGGUGUCUCCUAGGGUCACUGCCACAACAACGUUCAUGGAAAAUAAAGUGUCUUGUGCAAUAUGGUGCUCGAGGGAGCUGUGAGGGAGCGGCUCCUGGAGUUCCCAUGUGGCUUUUGAAGGCAACUGCAGGCAGGGAGCAAAAGGAGAGGUGGAAGGAGGACACAUGCUGCUGCAGGAGCUCCUGGUCUGUGAGCUGUCCCCAGUGCUGGGGUCUGUGGCGUGGGGACAAGAGCACGGUGAUGCAUCCCGUGCUCCUGGGUGCUCACCCAGGAAGGACCCAAUGCUGCCAGCAGCCCUGGCCAAGGCUGCAAAAAUUCCGUUUCUUCUUCUGGGCUCCUUGCUGUCCAGGUUUUCAGUGAGAUCAGAACAAGUGGAAUUUAAGGCUUUGGAGGAAAAAAAAAAAGGUAAAGCUUUGAUAGCAAGGGACUCCAGUGCUGGUGCUUUCAGACCAGCCCUGCGCAUGGUGCAGGACUCUAUGUGCAUGGCAGGGACUGAUCCAGCCUCAGCCACUGCAAGGGGCCAGAUGCUGGAGGAAGGGGGUAAAAAUUAACCUCUUCCUUAUUGCCUUGGGGAUGCAAAUUUUUUGCUAACUGGUCAUUAGAAUGACUUUGUGAACAAAAUAUGAGGGCAGAAAUUGGUGAAAGAUGCAUUUCAUGAUCAUUUCAAACUCUGCAUCUCUCUUCACCAGGACUCCAGAGCAGCAUGUUUGGUCUCCUGUUCCCUGUGCAUGAGAAGAGGGCAGAGGCCUGGGAGGGGAGCAGAAGAUGUUGGCCCAGGAGGCAAUGCCAGUGCAUUCCCUCAUGCAGCAGGACCUGAGCCCAGCUGGGGCUCUGCUACCUGUGCCUGUCCCUGAGUGGGCAGUGAUCCUUCCCCAAGGUUUGCUGGGGACUCGGGAGCUGCCGGACCCAGAGCUGCUCAGGAUGGCUGCAAUCUCCAGCUGGGCUCUGCCCGAGAGAUGUCUGGGGUCCCUCCAGCCACCAAAGAGGUGACAGAGGGAGAAGGGGACGUGUGGGUGGGGAAAUGGAGCAUCCCUGAGCAGCACAUUUCCCUCCUCCCCUUUUAUCCCCCAGACACAAAGCUGGCUGCUAUUAACUCCUCUGAAGUGCGCCUUGCUGCUUCGGGCAUCGAGGAUGCUCAGGGGAUGGGCGUGCUGUUGUGACGAGACGCACGCACGCGUGUGUACCCUCCCUGCGCACCGCUGCUGCCCGGGCACCUCACCUGCUUCUCUGCUUAGGCAGGGGAGAAGGGCAGGAGUGCACGCAGCUUGUGCUAGCUUUGCUUUGCAGCUCUACAUGUGUUUUAAAAGCCUGAGUCUCCGGACUCGGAGACAGCUUGGGAGGCUCCCGGGGCAGGGAUGCUCCCCAGCCACCCCUGCUAGCCCACGUUAGGCAGCAGCCAAGUGUUGAAGGCUUCGGGAGACGCCAGGCUCGUAAGUAGACAGUGGUAGAUUCUUGGCAGUGACUCUGCUGCCCCAGGGAGGUGGCUUGGUCGGGCUUGCAUGACUGUCCCUGUGUGUGCAGCGUGGAUGUAGUCUUUGUGUGUUGGUAGAGGUGUACAAGGCAUUGCCUUGUCCAAGCAGAGCCUUGGCCAUGGGCUGCACUGUGUGAGAGCAUGAGUGUGUUGUCUCCAGGAACCUGCCUUAUCCAUGCAUUGUGGGUAUGGAGGGCAUACUGUGCCCUGGGGGGGAGCAGGCAGGGCGGCCAGAGUGGGAGUACGUGAUCUAGGUAGGGCUGGGCAAUGCCUGUGUGCCUUUGUGUCCACGCAUGUGCAAGUCUGUGUUUCUGUGAGGUGCUUUUGCAUGGUGCGAUCUAUACUAGGGUGCAGCAGAACAGUGAGGGCUGCAUGGGAUGCUGGAGCUGGGUAAGACCCGUGGGCAUCUCUCACUUUUUAGAUAAACCCUGAUGAAAUUCCACACUUAACAGCUCCACAGCAGCCUCCACGUAUUAAUGUAGGGUCUUCUCUGAUGCUCUCUGAAACCAGAUGGUAGCUCUUGCCAUCAGGAACCUCAGCAAGGGUCUUUUUAAAUAGAAAACAUUAAUUUCCAAUGCAGGGGAGAUUGCUGUGGUGACGAGAGGUGGGACUCUCUGGGCAGACCACCAGUAGGUUGCAGUGCCCUGGGGAAGGGAGAUGGUUGCUCAGGUGCAAACACCCUUGUACAUGCAAAGUCUACCCCAUGCUGCUGCACAGCAUCAUCUCCCUGCCAGGGCUGGCCUUGUGCUUACAUUCCUUAUGGGUCUAUUUUUUUGUCCUCGGGCAGGCAGUGGUGCCGAGAGCCGUGGGCUUGUUGUUAUGGCACAGCUCACUGGCAAUGCUGUUGCCCCGGCAAUGGCUGAGGAGCCUGAACAAUGAGGAGAGCAUCUUUCAUGGGCCACAGGCAGAUGUGGGAUCUCUUGGAGAGGGUGAAAUGCUCCGCAGGACUCUUACUGCAGCAUCAGCGACAGCUGGUGGUGGAAAACAUGGCGUGGGCACAUCCCAUGGCGUUUGACCUUCUUUUCCUAUGCUGUGCUGUAUCUCUGUGUUCAAACCACGUGGUGUGUCCUGCAUGGCUCUUCCUGUGGCUGUUUUCUGCUCUUUGCAGGCCUCUGGGCCAGGGUGUGUGCCCAUGGUCUCCUCGCAUGGAGGAUGACUGCCAAGAGUAAUGGUCUGCGCAGCUCACCAGCCAACUGCCAUCCCUGCCCACCCACCCAAGCCCGAGAGGAUGGUGACACAGAGGGGACGGGGCUCAGCAUCAGGAGGACCGGCUCAACCCAGGAUGACACCUCCUCAGAGCUGCAGAGAGGGGGUCCUCCGGAUGCGGGGGAGCAGCCGGCUGCCCCCGCUUUCCAAGGCAGACAAGCCUUGGCCAGGAUAGUCCGACUGGUGCUGGUGCUGAGGGACUGGGCCAACAAGAGCUUGCAUGAGGAGCAGCAAAGGCCAGACCCCUUCCUCGAGCGCUUCCAGGGCCCUGAGCUCCAGACAGUGGCUGCAGGUGCUGGGAACGAUCUAGAGGAUGAGGAGACCGAGGAGGAAAACAAAAAGAAAAAAUGGCAGAUCUUUGUGGUGGACCCUGCAGGGGACUGGUAUUACCGUUGGCUGGCUGUCAUUGCAGUUCCUGUCCUCUAUAACUGGUGCUUGCUCAUAGCCAGGGCUUGCUUCAAUGACCUGCAAAAGACCUAUGUUGUCCUCUGGCUGGUGUUAGACUACAUCUCAGACUCUAUCUACAUUGGGGACAUAGUGAUCCACCUGCGCACAGGUUUCUUGGAACAGGGCCUCCUGGUUAAGGACCUGAAGAAGUUACGGGAUAACUACAUCCACACCUUACAGUUCAAGCUGGAUGUUAUGUCCAUCCUGCCCACAGACCUGGCAUACUUUGUUGUGGGAUUACACUGCCCUGAAUUGCGUUUCAACAGGCUACUGCACUUUUCCCGCAUGUUUGAAUUCUUUGAUAGGACUGAGACCAGAACCAGCCACCCUAACAUCUUCCGCAUCAGCAACUUGGUUCUUUACAUCCUGGUCAUCAUCCACUGGAAUGCAUGCAUUUAUUACGCCAUCUCCAAGGCCAUAGGCUUUGGAGCAGACACCUGGGUCUAUCCCAACAUCACAGACCCUGAAUAUGGGUAUCUGACCCGGGAGUACAUCUACUGUCUCUACUGGUCUACGUUGACUUUGACUACCAUUGGAGAGACCCCUCCCCCAGUGCGUGAUGAAGAGUACCUCUUUGUGAUCUUCGAUUUCCUCAUCGGUGUCCUCAUCUUUGCCACCAUUGUGGGGAAUGUGGGAUCCAUGAUAUCCAAAAUGAAUGCCACUAGGGCAGAGUUCCAGGCAAAAAUUGAUGCCAUCAAACACUACAUGCAGUUCCGCAAGGUGAGCAAAGACAUGGAAACCAAAGUCAUCAAGUGGUUUGACUACCUCUGGACCAACAAGAAGGCAGUAGAUGAACGGGAAGUCCUCAAGAAUCUCCCUGAUAAGUUAAGGGCAGAGAUUGCCAUCAACGUUCACCUGGAGACACUGAAGAAAGUGAGGAUUUUCCAGGACUGUGAGGCAGGUCUACUGGUGGAGCUGGUGCUGAAGCUUCGCCCUCAGGUGUUCAGCCCAGGGGAUUACGUUUGCCGGAAAGGAGACGUUGGGAAAGAGAUGUACAUCAUCAAAGAGGGGAAGCUGGCUGUGGUGGCAGAUGAUGGAAUGACACAGUAUGCUUUGCUCACUGCAGGAGGCUGCUUUGGUGAGAUCAGCAUCCUCAACAUUAAAGGGAGCAAAAUGGGCAACAGGCGCACAGCCAACAUUCGUAGCUUGGGCUACUCUGAUCUCUUCUGCCUGUCAAAGGAAGAUCUUAUGGAAGCAGUCACAGAGUAUCCUGAUGCCAAAAAGGUCUUGGAGGACCGUGGCCGGGAGAUCCUGAUCAAGGAAGGGCUGCUGGAUGAGUCAGCUGCAGAGGCAAGCACGGAAGUGAUUAGCAUGGAGGAGAAGCUGGACAGGCUGGCCUUGAACCUGGACACACUGCACACCCGCAUUGGCCGGCUCCUGACAGAGUACAAUGAUGCCCAGAUGAAGCUCAAGCAGCGCAUCACUGUUCUGGAGUCCAAGAUGAGGCAGCAGGAUCUGGAGGACUUCUUCUCUGAUAGUUCAGACAGUCUGCUUGAGGAUGAGGAGAAAGAUUUACCUGGUGAGACGCAAUGAGGGGAUGCAGAGAUCAGCUAGAUGAUGUCUGGCCUUGUGCUGAGACAGUGUUUGCUAUUUCACGAGGCAGAUCCUGUGACUUCUCUCAGGUCCUUAGCACUGCUGCUGCCACUGCCUUGAUGGCAGCUCCUUAGAUGGCUCCAAAUCAGGUGAUGCUCCUCCUCUGGCUUGUCCCUUUUCUUGUUGCCUUGAUCUGAGACCUUGGACUUGGAUCACUAAAAAGAGGAGAAUGGCUAAUGCCACUGCUAACAUUUCCUUCCAGCUUCUGCAAAAGUUCUGUGCCCAUCACACCUCCUUCCUCCUAUUUGCCUUAAUAGAAAGUGGGACAUGAACCUUGCAUGGAGGGGUACCUGGACAUGCUGACCUCCCACGUAUGUUGAGAAGACACAGACUCAUAGUGGACUGAGCCUGCCAUGUGCCACCUACCCAUCCACACAGGGACAAAGGAGGAGAUGGGCUUUGGAAGAUGCCGCAUUCCUCGCAGAUAACAAAACCACCCCAACGACAGAGACCGAAACACAAGCCAGAUAUUUACAAAUGCAUUUUGGUUUGGGCCUUUGUAACUCGCUUUAGGUAAAUAGUCUUCACUGAGUGUCUGCAGACACCCAGUCUGUACUGAGAGACUCCUUACCUGCAAAAUACUAAAAAUCAACUAAGACGGCCCAAUCUGUGCCUCUUAUAUCUGCAAAUGGAGAGGCUUGUCUGGGUCACUGUCACUACCUAGGUCAUCUCCACCACCCACACUGAGGCUGGACAUCUAGCUGGAAGGGCAGGCAGCUUCCAUCUUCCUGCCUGCCUUUUUUCCCCCUGCUAUAUUUGGUGCUGUCAAAUGGCACUCAGUACCCCAAGCACUGCACCUUCCGGGGGGACAGCAUUCCCAAGGCCUCCCACUGUGGAGGCAGCAUGAUUUCUAUUUGGGCUAUGGAUGUCUUGGAUAAGUACAAUACAGAGGUAAAGACGGCGGCUCGCUGGCCCGACAGAGCCUGUUGUGCUUUGUGCAGAAGGAAGACAGUAAUUGUCUCUCAUCCAGCUAAUGAUGGCCAGAUGUGCCAGGAAGGGUUUGACUGAAAUGAGACAUUUUUAAGGAACAAAGCAGUGGUGGGACCCUACUGUGCCUGUAUUUGCUUGGCUGUGGGUAGCUCAGAGAGAGAGUGCAGAACACAUUUAUUUUCUUAGGCAGGAGGUUUCCUUGUACUCAGUGGGAGUUUGGGGGCUUUGCAGGCCAGUUGCCUUCUGGAGGAGAAAUGAGUGGCAGAGCCAAGGGGACACAUGUGCAAGGGUGAAAACACGACACCAUCGCAUGCGCUGGCAAAGAUCUGCCGGGCUGUGCUGCAGCCCUGCAGGCUCCAUGGUGUGAGCAGCUUGUUGGUGAGGGGUGCAGUGCAGGAAAGGCCACCAAAACCCUGCAAGCAACAGCAACCUCAGCACAAGCAGUAAUGCUACCCAUGCCUAACAGUACUGCACAGGUGCUGGGACUGGGGCAUGCAACCUUAGUGCUUGCUUCUGUCGUGUAGCUUGCCCCGACCUGCAUGUAGGCAUCCGGGACCUCCUGCUCCUGCCCACUGGGUCCAUGGGGUGGGCUGGGGCUGGUUUCCAAGGAGGAGAAUAUUUGGUGGAGAAGGGAAUUUUGGAGGAAUUCAUGUUCUGGGUCAAAUUCAGCCAAUAGUUUGGCUAAAAUAAUGGGAUGACACAUGGGGAGGUAUCAACCUGGAAAGGUUUAUGGUGGAAAACUGAGUGUAUUUGCUUUGUCCUUUCUUUUCCCUCCAACGUAAGACUGCCUCUCCCCAUUUUGUAUGAGAAUUUUCCAUUUAAAAAUAAUGGCCUUGUUUUCUGGAAUUGGUGGGGGAGGGAAGGUUAAAUUACCAAAAUGAGAAUUUGGGGUAAGAUAAAAAGGUUUUUGUCAUCUUUAAAUUAAACUGUAGGGUUUCUGUG